Messenger RNA from Puma concolor (puma), 2007 nucleotides. NCBI's taxonomy places the organism in Eukaryota, Metazoa, Chordata, Mammalia, Carnivora, Felidae. The record is from RefSeq and is a predicted model, not a curated record.
AUGCCCGCGGUGGACAAGCUCCUGCUGGAGGAGGCGUUGCAGGACAGCCCCCAGACUCGCUCUUUACUGAGUGUUUUUGAAGAAGAUGCUGGCACCCUCACGGAUUAUACCAACCAGCUGCUCCAGGCGAUGCAGCGCGUCUACGGAGCCCAGAAUGAGAUGUGCCUGGCCACUCAACAGCUUUCUAAGCAGCUGCUGGCAUAUGAAAAACAGAAUUUUGCUCUUGGCAAAGGCGACGAAGAAGUAAUUUCUACACUCCACUAUUUUUCCAAAGUGGUAGAUGAGCUUAAUGUUCUUCAUACAGAGCUGGCUAAACAGUUGGCAGACACAAUGGUUCUACCUAUUAUACAGUUUCGAGAAAAGGAUCUCACAGAAGUAAGCACUUUAAAGGAUCUUUUUGGACUCGCCAGUAAUGAAACGCCUUUGUUUUUAGAGCAUGACCUCUCGAUGGCAAAAUAUAGCAGGCUUCCAAAAAAAAAGGAGAAUGAAAAGGUGAAGACCGAUGUUGUGAAGGAGGUGGCGGCUGCGCGGCGGAAACAGCACCUUUCUUCCCUUCAGUACUACUGUGCCCUCAACGCGCUGCAGUACAGAAAGCGCGUGGCCAUGAUGGAGCCCAUGAUAGGCUUCGCCCACGGACAGAUUAACUUUUUCAAGAAGGGAGCAGAGAUGUUUUCCCAAAGCAUGGACAGCUUUUUAUCCUCCGUAGCAGACAUGGUUCAAAGCAUUCAGGUGGAACUAGAAGCCGAAGCGGAAAAGAUGCGGGUGUCGCAGCAAGAACUGCUUUCUGUCGAGGAGUCUGUUUACGCCCCAGACUUUGAUGUGGCUGCACCACAGAUCAACAGGAACCUCAUCCAGAAGGCUGGUUACCUGAAUCUUAGAAAUAAAACAGGGUUGGUCACCACCACCUGGGAGCGGCUUUACUUCUUCACGCAAGGCGGGAACCUCAUGUGUCAACCCCGGGGAGCUGUUGCCGGGGGCCUGAUCCAGGACCUGGACAACUGCUCGGUGAUGGCAGUGGAUUGUGAAGACCGACGAUACUGCUUCCAGAUCACCACUCCCAAUGGAAAAUCGGGAAUAAUCCUCCAGGCAGAAAGCAGAAAGGAAAACGAAGAGUGGAUCUGCGCCAUAAACAACAUCUCCAGACAGAUCUACCUGACUGACAACCCAGAGGCAGUCGCCAUCAAGUUGAAUCAGACGGCUCUCCAAGCAGUGACCCCCAUUAUGAGUUUUGGGAAAAAACCAGAAAGCUCGUGCCCCAGUCAGAACCUGAGAAAUGCAGAGACAGAAGAUGACAAGAUUGUGUCCCAAGUAGCCGUCCGUGCCGACGACGCCGAUGAGCUCAUCGCACCGGGAACACCUAUCCAGUUUGAUAUCGUCCUUCCUGCCACAGAAUUCCUGGACCAGAACCGGGGGAGCAGGCGCAUCAACCCUUUUGGUGAAACUGAGGAUGAGACCUUUCCAGAAGCAGAAGAUUCCCUUUUGCAGCAGAUGUUUGUAGUUCGGUUUUUGGGCUCGAUGGCAGUCAAAACAGACAACACUACUGAAGUGAUUUACGAAGCAAUGAGACAAGUAUUGGCCGCUCGGGCAAUUCACAACAUCUUCCGUACGACAGAGUCCCAUCUGAUGGUCACCAGUCAGACUCUGAGGUUGAUAGAUCCUCAGACUCAAGUAACAAGGGCCAAUUUUGAGCUCACCAGCAUCACCCAGUUUGCUGCCCAUCAAGAAAACAAGAGACUAGUCGGCUUUGUGGUCCGCACGCCCGAAUCCACAGGUGGACAGUCUCUGAGUACAUAUGUUUUUGAAAGCAACUCAGAAGGCGAAAAGAUAUGUUAUGCUAUUAAUUUGGGAAAAGAAAUCAUUGCGGUUCAGAAGGAUCCAGAAGCAUUGGCUCAAUUAAUGCUGUCCAUACCACUAACCAAUGAUGGAAAAUAUGUACUGUUAAACGAUCAACCAGAUGACAAUGAUGGAAGUCCAAAUGAAAACAGAGGCGCAGAAUCUGAGGCAUAA